Penicillium brevicompactum is the source of this 8610-nucleotide messenger RNA. RefSeq names its product glycosyltransferase family 4 protein (gene gtb3). Bases 1 to 8610 code for a protein of 2869 amino acids. The transcript is spliced from 3 exons. Lineage: Eukaryota; Fungi; Ascomycota; Eurotiomycetes; Eurotiales; Aspergillaceae. The record is from RefSeq and is a predicted model, not a curated record. Gene Ontology annotation, molecular function: glycosyltransferase activity.
AUGACGGACCACCUUCCGGUCAGGCCACAUCCCCUUGGCUGGGGAUCCAUGAAAGGACAUUGGUGGCAGUUUGUGUUUAUUGGAGUUUUGCUACUCACUAUCACUAUUGGCUCCGCAUCUAUCAUAUAUUCUGGAACCAGAAGACUAAUCAAACACUACAAGUCGAGACCGCUGCCAGAUGUUGUAUCCUCGAGUGUCUCGAGCCGUCUGGGCAAGCUAGCCAACCGAGAGCUCAACCUGGUCGAUACUCCCCCUCGUAAGACGAAGCCUACGAGCUUUGGGGUGUACUUGGGUAGCUUUGAAAAUCCACCCACCGCAUCACAAGAGAAGCUGUUGCAAGAAUGGGACGUCUUGAUUGUGGAUCCAUUCCAGAACGGUGUCGCCAAAGCUAUUUCGAGGCAUCAACGCACUCAGGUUCUGGGUCGUGUUGAUUUCGCGAAAGUCCUAUCCGCCAAAGAAUCUCCAUUGGCUGUCGUCGAAAAGGUCGAAGAGCUGCUUGCCAGCAGCUUCAACGAAACUGCUUUCUCUGGUAUCCUACUGGCAAACUGGGAGGAUGUGCUCCGACCUACCGCCCGGCGAAUGCUGCUCGAGGCCAUCAGUGGCCUUGGUUUGGCUGUAUACCUCGAGACUGAGGGUCCCAAGUUUCUGAAAGACCGCAAAGCCGUGCAAAGUAGCGCCGUGGCUGGUUUGGUCAUUCGCAAUGCUAGCAUCAUGGCGCAGGGCGAGAAGCGGGAUUAUUUCCAGAUGAGUGAGCUACAAGCAACAAUCAAGGCGUUUGUUUCGGAAUCCUGCAUGAGAGACUUCGUGGUCAUGGCUUGGGAAACGGUUGACGACAACGUGACCAUUGCAAACGCCAUUGUCCGUCGGUCCAUUCAAUGGUGUGGCUUUUACAGCGCCAUCACAUGGAUCGGUCCGGAAUCCGCGCUUCACGAUGCUGACAAGAACGUUUCGACUCUCGAACCUCUUCCCGCUUUUGGCUGGUUGAAGGAAGCGGAAAUAAUGAAAACCCACGAUGUUUGGCGUGCCAAUCUGAAUAUCAUGCCCUCGCCCGAUGCCAAGGAUGGCUGGAACGUCCUCAAGCCACUUUUCCCAGCUGUCGAUGCGCUGCUAGACUCAUCUGAAUACGAAUCAAAGGCCCCUGACAGUCCUACAGCCCGACUCCGUGAUCCCCCAGAGUGGGUCGCACAGGUCAAAUCUCAGGGCAGUCCUCUCUCAGUCUCGAUGUCAGGAAUGGCGUAUAACUCUCUCGGUUGUUUCCCUCUUGGCUCUGAUUCCACGCCGCUCGCUUUCGCCGAAAUUGUUCAGUCUCAACAACGUCUCAAGUCACUGAAUCUUCUCCACCCUGUUCCGACAGCGAAAAUCCAAAGCAUAGGGACACUGUUGCGCCAAUUCUAUGACUCUUUGGACCUCUCUCAGGACGAGAACCAUUUGGCCAGCACGAUCAGGGAGCUCGCUCACUGGGCGUCCAAUGAUAUGCUUCACGUGAAUCUUGCGCUUGAUUCUGGUCUGCGCAAGAGCUCUGAUUUCCGUUUCUGGGCUGUCUUCGAGAUGGAGAACGAUGGAAUCGAGAUCUACGUCUCUAAGAAUGCACAGGGUCUGGCUGGAACCAUUUUGCACACGUUCCUAUCGGCUAAAGGCUUCCCUCGACAUGUCUGCUUUGAGGCAGAAGCGACCUUCGCAACUUGGGCCCAAGAUGUCUCUCCUGAUACUGGUUUGCCUCGUCGACUGAUUCAAGAUAUCGAUUGUCUCAGCCCCGAGGAGCGUCUGCUUCUCUUGCAGCAUCUGUCUCUUACUGACGUCCACAACGAGCUUUCAGACGCCAUCUGCGCGUAUAUUCACAAGCAACUGGUAGACUCUCCUUCAUUCGCUCAGUUGAAGGCUCUCAACACCGUCGGGUAUCUUGCAGAGUCCACUUCUCCAGAGGAUCUGAUCAAAUCUCGCAUUGACUGGUAUAUGGAGCAAGGGUGCAAGCAUCCAUCGCUUGAUAUCUCUCUAGAGCUCUUCCACCAAGCUGACCGCGUGCUUUCUGACAUCUUGAGAUAUCGCCGUGAAGAUGAUCUCGCUGCCAUCACCCAGGGCCUCUGCUCUCUUGUUCAAGGUGGUUCCGUUGACGCAUAUGUGGAUAUGAUGGCUCUUGCGCUGUUCUGUGCUGCUAGAAAGGGUGCUUUCGAUGAGAUCUACGCGGAAGUGACCGAUCGCAACCCGCUCUUCAAUAACCAUCCCGACCAAGCUGCCGCGUUCGCGGAGUCUUUCGCUCUUGGAUCUCGCUGUGAGGCAUACUUCGAUGUGUCUCCCAGCGUCUUUGGAAAGCUACUCUCUGAUCGAUUCAGAGCUUACUACGGAGACCACCAGCCACCCAACUGGGCCAAUGGCGCUCCUCAGCUUGCUACCUCCUACGCUGGAGCCCAGAUUGAUGUGAACCCAGAUGAACAGCCCAAAGUCAUGCGUGGCUAUCAACGUUUCACCUUCUUGAGUGUCUUUGCCAUUCCUGCUCUGAUUGAUAUUAUCCUUUUGACCAUGGUUGGACGCGGUCUUUAUCUUUCUGCCGCCAUGUCUCACGAAGAACAAGACAGUGCAACCAUGGCUCUCAUGAUAUCCUUGCUUCUCUCUGGUGCGAUCGGUACCUGGAUCGCCUGCGGUGGCCCAUAUUACCUCAUCUCGAUGGCUUUCGCCGCGGCGAACAUGUUCGUUCUGAUUCGUCUGAUUGCUGGUAUUGCCUUUACCGUGGCCGGUGGUUUGAUUGGCUUCGUCGCCAUUUCUGGAGUCCGUGGUCCUCGUGCUGGUAUCAUCUUCUACCUCUACCUGAUUGCCCUGACAAUCUACUUCUCGACUUUUGCCUCCCUUGCGAGUUUCAGCUACCCAGGUUCGACUUUCUUGUCCGGUCGAAAGUCAAUCAUCUACUGUAUCCCCAUCCUCUUUUUGUCACCAAUCAUCACAACUUGGGCUGGUAAUGAUUCUGCGAUCUACCUUGCUGUCAUCUAUGUCUUCAUUGGUGUGCUCUUACUUUGCCUGCGCAACGUUACCUCCAAGUGGGUGACGUGGUACCAGAACGUUCGACGCACCGAUGACACUGAGAUCCGUAAGUGGUACAUCACCGCUCAUGGAAACGACGACGAGAAGGUUUUUGCUGGGUUGAGUGACCCCGCUGCUCUCAAAUUGGCAAGAGAAGCUCUCUCAAAGGAGGUUGUGACGGAAGUAAACCGUGGCAUGUUUUCCCGGGCGUCCAAAGAUAAGCUUGUUGUUGAACUUUCCCGGGACUGGGAGUCUACCAACUUCCUUCUGGAUUGGUACUGUCGCUACGCAGAUGUCCCUCGCCCGAUUGCGUUCAGCUCGGGUUGGAACAUUCAAACAAAGGUUGCCCUCGACACUUUGCGCAAUUCUCAGAAAGGUCUCCGACUGCACAAUGCAUUCGUUCACUGGCGCCAGUCUAGCAAAGAGAUCGGAUGCGGUAUCCUCUACUUCGUGAUCGCUCUUCUGGAUAAGUGGAUUCAGCUUCUUAGCGGUGAUCGCAUCCUCGGUCUUACUGGUGCCGUCAAUGAUGCCAAUCGAAUGGCUGUUGGCUUCGCUCUCGCCUAUUAUCUGAUUGGCGCUGUGCUCAUCGAUACCAAAGCUCAAGAACUUCACGAUGCUCUCGGAAGCAAAACUCCAAACACUGUCAAGUCCGCAAAGGAUAUCCGUCUGGCUUUGAAGAAGGAGGUUCAACUUCGCCGAAAGGUCUACUGGCGAGUACUUCUCAGAUUCCUCUUGUGGCACGUCUGGAGUCUGGCACUCGCUACUGCUCUUAUCUGGACUUUCCAAGAAUCGGUUGAAGGCUUCAUCAUUUUCUUCUCUUAUGUCUUGGCCUACACAGGUCUGAUCUGGUAUCAAUACACCAAGAUCUUCACGGGUCCGCAUGCGCUCAAGCCACUGAUCACUGGUAUUUGCGUUGGUUUGCCCGUUGGAAUUGCUCUGAGGGUUUGCUUGCCUCAUUUCCUAUACUCGCAAAUCAUUGGCCUCGGCAUUGCUACCUGGACUGUUGCUUUCUUGUCAAUCUGGAACGCCAAGAUGGGUAUGCCGAAGAAGGUAGACUCGCCAGUUGAGCUUGGCAGGACCUUCCACGCCUUCACUACCCCUUGGUCAGACCCCGAGUGGUCUCAGCAGGAGCUCCAGACAUUCUUUGAGAACUACUCGCUUCUGCCUAAUGAUUCCAGAUUCAAGUUGAACCCCGCCGUUCACCCAGGUGUGGAGAUUAAGAGUGCCAUGUUGUCUCGCAGGGAAGAGCUCAGGAUUGAAGAGGCUUUCCCCUUCUCGAAGAACAUUGUGAACUCCGCGAUCUCAUCCUGGGAGAAGGGCGAAGUCGUCAUCGAACUUGUUUCUCCUGGCUCUUUGGGUCCUGGUAUUCGUGCUCUGAGCUGCAGUACCGGUAGUCAGUUGAAGCUAGCCAUCACAGUUGGAGGACUGCUAGACGAGCGUCUUGAUAUCAGUGCAAACUGUCAAGUUAUUGCCGAGACUCUGCUUCAUGCUGUCACUGAGUUGAUGAUGGGUGUUCCUCACGAAUACGCCUCACUCGCAGGAUCAAUUGUCUCAGGUGGUGUCACGCACACAAUGGCUCGACAGCUUCGAGAGGAAGCCAAUACUACCACAGUUGUGCGCUGGGCCAAGAAGGAACUUCUCCGUCAAUUGUGUCUUGGAUUUGAGGCUGAUCUUCACUGGGACAAACUUCCUACCGAGGUCCGCGACGUGUUGUUGAAACGUUGUCUAGGACAGCAAUGCAGUCUUUCCAACAGCCAACGACAAUGGCUCCAGCAAAAUCUCUGCAACUUCGACACGGAUGAUCUCGAUAUUCACGUUGCCCGUUGCAACCUUGGCGCAGCAACUGCGAUCAGUGUUCUAGACUACGCUCAUUGGGGAACAGGAGAAGCCGCACUCCCCAAGGAGCCUGAGACUUCAAAGUACAUUUCCUACAUGCCUCGGAAGCUUCCAAUUGCUCUGUCGAUGAUCAGAUCUCCUGCAAGCUAUGUCUACCACAAGCUAGGAACAAUGGUGAAGUUCUUCGUGGUGGCUUUGGUCGCAGACCCAGAAUUCCAAAGAGAGUUCAGCCACGUCACUCAGGACCUGCCAACGGUUAUCCGUGUGCCUACUGUCUUUUUGAUGAACAUGGUCUGGGUUUACUCCAAGCUAAUGCAAGACUUCUGUCUUUCGUUCUUUUUGUUCCACGGUCGCCAAAAUGUCAAGCGGCUGUGGGAAGAGACCAAAGGCAUGACGAUCCACAUCAAGAAAAGCCGAGUCAUUGUUCAGAGCCUGGAAGGCACUUUCACGGCAUUCAGACACCACGAGAUUGAUGGUGGCUUCAAGAUCUAUCACUACGCCGGCGAGCACAAGACCGAGCCCAAGGAAGUCAAGUCUCUCAAGUAUGUCAGUACCUACUCGGGUGAAAUGCUGCUUCUUGUCAAGCAGGAAUUCAAAGAUGGAAAGGUGACCAAUGAAUACCACUACGAUUACGCAUCUCCUGGCAAGAAAGGCUUCAAACUCGGCAAAAAGUCUUCUUCGCGCAUUCCCCUGGGACGUCGUUGCAUUUCUGGCGCAAACCACCUGCAAAGUGUGCAGUACAACCGGAAGGGUCUCAUCGAAUCUGGCUCAUACAUGAAGGACGGCAAUCUCAUUCGCUUCAAGUAUCAUUACCGCAAGAACCCUCGUUUCGGUGAUGAGCUGUUGCGUGCUGAGUUCGUCUUGUCCCACAUCAGCUGUACGGUAUCGUGGUGCGCAGCUCCGCGUCGUCACCCGGAGAAGGUUGAACGCUGGAUUCCUCACUCCAAGGUCACCGAAGCCAGCUUCGUCCAAGGCGCUGAUGUCUACGAAAGUCGCUGGCUGUAUGAUCACAAGUUCCAUCCCACAAUAUUCACCACGAUCAAUGGACAAAAGAUCCAGACUCCACCCAUGAUUGAGCACGAUUACCUCGGUGUCCUUUCCAAGCCCAAGUACACCAGCUUUGUGCAUGACAACCCCUUCUUCUACUGCGACAACCUACAAUCAAACUUGUUCACACGAGCAUUGGGACUCACCAAGAAGCGCUUUGUGGUUUCGACUUCCCGUGCUCGCUCGCUGAUGUGGAAAGCAUGGAAGGAUCGUGUGGAUUUCGAUGCCAUUAUUGUUCGCUGGAUGGAUGACCGCAUUCUUCGUAGAGACAAGGUGCUCACACCUUACUGGCGCAGCCGUGAUUGGGGCAAUCUUGGAUCUGCGAAGAAAUACAUGGACCUUCGAGCUGAUGCGAUCAUGGCCAGUGCUGAUUUGGACGACAACAUUUCCAGCUGGACUCCUCUCGCUGUCAAAAUCACUGACUUGCUCAACUUUGGACCCGGAGGUGACGCUGUUGUCAACACUCGCUCGAAGAACUUUGGUACCGACACUGACAAGACUCUCCACGUCAUGGCAGCCGACAACGGUACUUGGCCCAAUGAAGGUGGUGGUGUCUCUGCUUGUCGUCGCGACAUGAUUAACUCCCUGCGAACCAUCAAGUGGCACAUGAUUUGCGAGUCCGCAAACGACUUCGGUGUUCCCAAACAUCAGACUGAACAGAACAUUCAGUCUCUCAAGCUCAUCCCGCUCUGGGGUAUGGACUUCCUCACGCCUACUCACGGUCUUUUCCACAACAAGUUGGACGCCGAGGUUGACAAUGUCACUUCUGCGAGCGAAUUCGACAUCAAAAUGAACUUCAUUCCGAUUUUGACGGCUCUCGUCAAGGGUGCCCGCGCUGUCCACCUGUCCAAAUCUGAUAUUCAUCAGGCCACGCGAGCACUGGUUAAUCUGAACACAUACUUCCAGGAAUCCCGCCAUUGGACCCAAGUGUGGAACAGUGAUAUGGUGAAGCAAAGUUGGCGUGAUCUGUGGCUGACCCAGGAGAUGUCUAACACCAUCCCGUCGUCCGAGUGGUUUGACACUGAGCUUCCUACUCUGGCAUCUCUCGACGUCGCCCUGGAACUUUGGUACCGCUACCUCUUCAUUUUCUCGAUUCCUGUGCCUGAGAAGAUUCCCUCGACCUUCCAAGCCUCGCACCACAGUGUCAGUGCCUCUUACGGUGUUGUUUGCAAGAUCAAACGCAACUGCACUUUGCAAAUUUGGGAUCACGCUAUCAGUUGGCGUGAAACCAAUCUUUGCUUGUCGUCUGCGCUUUGCAAACUCUCGCCCUUCGUUCGUAACGCUCUCCUCGGUUUGAUGCGUAUCACCUCUGUUUUGACUCUUCACCACGCCGAUAUUAUCCUUCCUUGUGCCGAUUUCUUCAACCCAGGUUGGGAGGUUGAAAUUGGUACCUGCCAGGGCACCAUCGAGCACCGCAACACUUUCCGCCGAAAGAUCGACCCAGUCGUCAACGGCAUCACUGACAUGCAAAAGUUUGCGCCCGUCAAGGAGAUCAAGUCUGAGCGUCCCACUGUGACUAUGUUGUCCCAUGUGUGGUAUGCCAAGGAUAUCAAGACUGCUCUGCUCGCUGCAGACAUCAUCAUCAACCAAUGGAAGUUUGAUGAAUACCAUUUGGACAUCUACGGUGCCAUCGACAAGGCUCCUACUUACUCAACGGAGUGUCAGGAGAUCAUUGCAUCGAAGGGUCUUCGUGGCAGAGUCACGCUUUGCGGAACUGCUGACCCGAUGAAGGUUUUGGAGAACACAUGGCUGUUCCUGAACUCUUCUCUUUCCGAGGGACUUCCACUUGCCCUGGGAGAGGCUGCUCUUACAGGUGCACCGGUCGUCUGCACAGACGUUGGUGCCUCGCUUCGAGUGCUCAGCGAUCCAGAUGAUUUUUCCCGCUUCAGUGCUGUCGUAGCUCCCAACGACGCCCUUGCUCUGGCAAAAGCCCAGAUUGGCAUGCUUGCCAUGCUAGGCGAAUGGAGCAAGCACAGUGAGGACACCUCACCCGCACCAGUCCUCACCUCCGCACCCACUGCGGAAGAAGUGGCAGCAAUUACCCGUCGCAUGUACGAGAAGAGCGAACACCGUCGCAAACUCGGCAUGAUGACCCGCAAGAUUGUGCAGAAGUCCUUCAGUGGUGACCGGUAUCUCCGUGAGCACGAGCAGAUGCUCUGGAUUGGCAAGGCCGCCAAGAUGAUGGCGAGUCGCGCAGCGGGCGAUCCAAUCGAGCCCGCUGACGUGGCCGCUGCCAUCGAGACAGGCGUCGAUGAGGAGAUCAUCACAAUCCCCCGCGGCGCGGUGCACUCAUGGCGCUCCUCUGCCCAGUCUGGUGUUUCUACAUUGUAUAGCUCCACGUCUCAAUUCCCUGGUCGGGGUGGCUACCACCGUCCUAUGUCCGAUGCUUCCUUCAUGAGCAUGAGCAACAUCUCGACUGACACAGAGUCCUUUGCUCGCUUGCCCGUCUUUGCGCCUAGGCAGUCCAUGUUGUCCACUGGCUCCCCAGGCAACAAAUCACCCAUGUGGACUUCGAACCAAAGACUAUCUGUGCUGACUCCCCGCUCUCAACCACACUCCCGCGCUGGGUCAAAUGCACGCUCCGUCUCGACCGCUGGUCGGGAACAGCUGCGUGGUCUGCAUCGUGAGGACUUCAAUCCAUACCGUAAUUCGGAUGUGAGUGUCGCCAACAGAGACGACUUCCUGAAAGCUGGGGGACUCCUUCCCAGUGGCUAA